AUGGCGUCUCCGGCGAAGACGCGGCUAGUAUUAGAGAUCAACUUGAUCUCAGCACAAGGCUUGAAGCCACCGUCAUCACCACGGAGAAAGUUUCAAACCUACGCUCUCACGUGGAUCGAUUCUUCCACCAAGCUCCGAACUCGAGUCGACAAAAUCGGAGGCCUGAAUCCUACAUGGAACGAUAAGUUUCUCUUCCGCGUUACGCCGGAGUUUCUUGCCAGCGAAACCGCCGGCGUCUGUGUAGCGAUCUACGCAGUUGUUCAAAUCCGUCGGCCAUCGGGGAGAUUCUACGGCGUGAUGAACAUCGGAGCAAUGGUGGUAGACGGUUGUGAUUUUCCGGCACUGGAGAAAAUAUCGGCGAUAGGUUACCGUGACCUAAUGGGAGAAAAGAUAAAAGACCGCCGGAGGAAAUUACCGGAAAUGAAACGGAAAGUGACGGUGGCCGGAGAUGAAAUUUCGAGUGAAUCUUGCGAUAAUGAUACUUGUUGUGCGGAAUCAGUAGAUGAAACGGAGUCUUCAACGUCGUCUUCGUCACCGAAAACGACGGCGUUGCAGGAUUGGAACGGAGUGAGAGAAUUGACGGGAAAUAAAGGGUUAGCUGGUGCAGGAUUCUUAUGCUGUUUGGUUGCACAGAGGAGUGUUCACGCUCUCUCUCCUACCACUACAAGGUAA
This is a messenger RNA of Vicia faba (fava bean), 672 nucleotides long. Lineage: Eukaryota; Viridiplantae; Streptophyta; Magnoliopsida; Fabales; Fabaceae. The record is from the annotation of a GenBank genome assembly.